AUGCCAUCUAGCCCAAGAUCACACCACCCUGGUUAUGUCCAGCUCCAACAAAGAGACUCUACUGAUGACGACAUUGCACUCUCCCCUUCUUUCUUCCGUUCCUUACCGAAAUAUCAACGUGACUACUUCCGGGAAACAAGUUUAAGAUCCUUCCGUCCAAAUAGUUUACCUGCAUGGAUCAUGGAAGGAAGCGACAACGAAGAUCAAAAUGAGCAGGGUAGUAAAUGGGAGAAGUUUUCGAGGAAAAUCACAAACUUUAGAGGGAAAAAUAAAGAUAAGAAAAAGGAGAAAGAGCUGUUCCAUUCGGUCUUUCAACCCGUUAGUAUUGAUCCGAAUUGGCAGCUUCCAAUGAAUACCUUGAGUUCAGCACAUGGCCCCCCAAUUUCAAGAGACGAAUUUAAAUCUAUAGUUGAAUCGGUCAGAUCUGCCAUCAGAGACGGUAUAUAUCCGAAACGUAUCAGCUCUGGUUCGAGUGGAAGUUACUUUUGUAAAAAUGUGGACGGAAAAAUUGUCGGUGUCUUUAAACCCAAAAACGAGGAACCGUACGGACGAUUAAAUCCCAAAUGGACAAAGUGGAUACACAGAAAUUUGUUUCCAUGUUUCUUUGGACGGAGCUGUUUAAUUCCUAAUUUGGGCUAUAUGUCCGAAUCAGCAGCGUCUCUUCUCGAUCGUCGCCUGAAUCUUAAUAUAGUUCCGCUUACAGAAGUAACACAUCUUUCAUCACCUACCUUUCACUAUGAUUAUCUCGACCGGCGAGCUGCAAGAAUGAAAGGAAAUCCCUUCCCCUUGCCUGAAAAAAUUGGCUCUUUUCAAAUAUUUCUUAACGGAUAUAAAGAUGCCGAAGUUUUUCUGCGCGAUUAUCCAUGGCCAAAUUCUACUAAUCAAGAUAUUAUUACUGCAUCGGCUGAAGCGAACGAGGCAAUGGGAAAGGGAAAAAAGAAAAAAAGAUUGGGUGUAUUAGUAUGUAGAGGCGACGGUGAUGAGGACGAAGGCAAUGAAUAUAUGGAUAAUGAACAUAUAGGAAGGAAAUUCGCGUGGACGAAAGAGUUACAAGUACAGUUUAGAGAACAAUUUGAAAAAUUAGUUUUGCUUGAUUAUUUAAUGAGGAAUACUGACAGGGGUCUGGACAACUGGAUGAUUAAAUAUUGUGAAAAGGACUCUUCAAUCCAGGUUGUAGCGUUACCACCCGAACCACUCACAAUGGAGGCUCCAUCAAAUCUGCGCCGACCCAACGCUUCCGCGGAUCCUUUAUCGCAAUCAACAAAGCCCAUAACUUCCGAAAUUACACCCGUCGACGCGGAUGACGAUCCUCUAAGUGCCGUUAAUUCGCCAUCCUCAACCAAUACGAAUCUGCUGUUACCUGUUGCUUCCUCAUCGUCAGCCGAAGCUACAACACCAUGGCCUCACGUACAUGUAGCGGCAAUAGAUAAUGGACUAUCAUUUCCGUUCAAGCAUCCUGACCAAUGGAGGUCAUAUCCUUAUGGUUGGCUAUUCUUGCCCAAUUCACUAGUUGGACAACCAUUUACAAGAAAUACCAGAAAUCAUUUCUUAUCAUUACUAACUUCGCAAGUAUGGUGGAAGGAAACGAUUGCAGAUUUAAGAGCAUUAUUUUCAGUGGAUGAUGAUUUCGAUGAAGGAAUGUUUAAGAAACAAAUAGCUGUUCUUAAAGGACAAGCAUGGAAUAUAGUCGAAACACUCACGCAGCCUGAUCAAAGUCCACUUGAUCUAUGCAACAAAGAGAAUGUAAUAGUCGUUGAAGAGGAGGUAGAGAUUGAAAUACCAGAAGAGACUGAAAUUGAUAUUGCUGAUUUGGCAGGACAAGACGACCAAAUUAAUGAUACAGAAGAAAGUACUUCGUCACGUGCCAUACCAAUUCCUGGUAAGGUAAGAAGUUUAAGUGACGAUGGGACUAUGCAAAGGCUAAGGACAAUUGGUAACAUUCCAGCUAUGACACCUGGUUCAUAUGGUGGGUUUACAAGGAAGCAAAAAUGGACGGAAAACUUUAAAAGUAAAUUUGAUAGUUUGCGUGGAGUUCAUCCUUCAAGUAAUAGACGGUCUAAGGCCGUCAUUCGUGAAAGAUUGGAGCCUGUCAAGGGCGCUGUACCUUUCUUUAAAUGCUGUUAA
Molecule: messenger RNA, 2124 nt
Organism: Paraglomus occultum
Lineage: Eukaryota; Fungi; Glomeromycota; Glomeromycetes; Paraglomerales; Paraglomeraceae
Source: the annotation of a GenBank genome assembly